Ictalurus punctatus (channel catfish) is the source of this 1808-nucleotide messenger RNA. RefSeq names its product BSCL2 lipid droplet biogenesis associated, seipin, like (gene bscl2l). The record is from RefSeq and is a predicted model, not a curated record. NCBI's taxonomy places the organism in Eukaryota, Metazoa, Chordata, Actinopteri, Siluriformes, Ictaluridae. Gene Ontology annotation, cellular component: endoplasmic reticulum membrane. Gene Ontology annotation, biological process: lipid droplet organization; lipid storage. The coding region runs from base 420 to 1481 and encodes 353 amino acids. The transcript is spliced from 8 exons.
UUGGUACAGACAGUCAGUGUUUUCCAGCCUCUUGCCCUUUUCCCUGGAUGAGACAACAGAGAAAAAGAGAUCAUGCUGCUAAAGCUACUACUAUAAAUCCUGGGCUUUCACAGUGAUUAGUCCAAAGAUUGUUUGGAAGAACAGAAACUAAUCAAAAGCUGAAGACGUGCUGAUCCACAUGGGCAGUUAUGUGAAACAUCUCUUCAUGAGGAUUAUGGAGAAACAAGAAGAAUGUUAAUCUGCGAAUGUGUGUAAAGUUUUUUUGUUAUGUGCUAAGAGUGAACUAGUGUAAGGGUAGCGAAAAGGAAAGAGCUGAGGAAAACAUUCAGAUUAAGAGAAAGGGAAGGGGAAAAAACAAUAGCUUUAAAAAAAAAAUUGUCACAGCUUGCUAGCAGACAGUUUGGAAUCACAGCUCAGAGAUGGAGGGCUUGUAUACAGAGGGCCCUAACAUUCAUGAGCUGAACACAGAGAUUGGGGACCUCCUGCUCCAAAUCCACAAAGUGACAACUGGACUGGGUCUAAGGAUCAAACAGAAAGUCGUGCACACUGCCAGUAUCCUGUGUAUGCUUCAGCUGUUGAUACUUCUGGCCAUUUUUCUCUAUGUCAGUUUCUAUUAUUCUUUCAUGCCCACCGCAAUCUUCGUCACUCCUGUGCACUUCCAUUACAGAACACUCUCAGACUCUGUCUGCUCCUUUCCUGUGACCAACUUCUCACUGCUAACAAACUGCCAGAAACAGGUGAUGACACCUGGUCAGCCCUAUCAGAUUACACUGGACCUGGAAAUGCCAGAGUCUCCAACCAACAUGGAACUGGGGAUGUUCCUGGUUAAGAUGUCAUGUUACUCCCAUGAAGGACAGAUUGUUCACACUUCAAUGCAAACUACAAUGCUUCACUAUCGCUCAUACCUGCUGCAGACUCUGGAGACUCUGAUGUUGCUUCCUUUGAUGCUGAUGGGAGUAAUUGAGCAGAAGCAGCAUGUCCCGGUCGAGCUUUACUCUUCUUAUGUAGACAGCUCAAAUAAGCCUACUAUUGGAGCUAUUAUAGAAAUCCAAUCUCACCAAGUUCAGAUUUACAAAGCCCAGCUCUACAUUUAUGCUCACUUCCGUGGCAUCAGGUAUGUCCUCUAUCACUUCCCCUUCACAUCAGCUGUGGUGGGAGUGGUGAGUAACUUCAUGUUCCUCAGUGUGAUCAUCCUCAUUGGCUUUGUGCAGGACAGCAGCUUGUGGCCACAUCUACAUUUUGGAAAAUGGAAUAACCCUAGAGAGACGAGAGAAGAUAUACUAGAAGAUACAUAUCAGGGUGAGAGGAACACAUGCUCUGAGGAAAACUGCACAGGCACAAAGACAUGUUUGUUGGAUCCAUCUGAAAUAAAAUCAAGUGACAUCAUGGAUUCCAGUUCUGACAAGAUGGAAGAGACCAUUUUUGACACAGAAGGGAAGGAGAUGGUUAAGACAAAUUACCUAGAAGAUCUUCAUGAUUAACAGGUUUUAUUUGAGGAAGCGGAUGGACAGAUUGAUUUGAAACAUAGAUGUGUGCUUGAUGGAUUGUCAGUUUAAGCUCCUAAAACCGAACAGGUGGAGAGGUUUCAAUAAUAUGAGUUAAGAUUAUGAGCAGCAAAAGGAAAAUCAAGCUGAAGUUUCAUAGUGUGAGUUUCAGUCAUGAAAAAAACUGGGCCUCAUUUAUCAAGCUGGAUAUGAGUGAAUUUAUUUGUAAAUCAUCCAUAGUAGUAUUGACAGAAGAAAUUUGGUAUUCAUAAAAAUCCUAUUAGUUCCUAAGAGAGCUCCUGAGUUUGUGUGUGUGUGUAUGUG